Messenger RNA from Hermetia illucens (black soldier fly), 1416 nucleotides. Its product is annotated as zinc finger protein OZF-like. Gene Ontology annotation, cellular component: nucleus. Gene Ontology annotation, molecular function: RNA polymerase II cis-regulatory region sequence-specific DNA binding; DNA-binding transcription factor activity; zinc ion binding. The record is from RefSeq and is a predicted model, not a curated record. The coding region runs from base 43 to 1359 and encodes 438 amino acids. The transcript has 5 exons. Gene Ontology annotation, biological process: regulation of transcription by RNA polymerase II. Lineage: Eukaryota; Metazoa; Arthropoda; Insecta; Diptera; Stratiomyidae.
AUUCGUUCACAGGUCCAAUGUCUGUCCGCCGUCAUUAGCGUCAUGUAUAAUUCGGUGAAUAUUUGUAGGUCCUGCUUAUCAACGGGCGACGGCUUGUUGUCCAUGGAGUCAACUAUUGACGAUUGGUUGACGAUUUCCAAUUGUUUUAAAAUUCAUUUGAAUGUGAAUGCCCGGGAAGAUGAUGGCCUCCCCUUUAAAAUAUGUCUCGUCUGUUUGGACACAUUGCUGAAAGUUCGGAAGUUUCAUCUACGGUUCCUCGAAUCGGAGCAACGUCUUUUGGGACAGUACGUAAAUCCGGAUAAUCAAAAACCGGAAACGGAAGCAUUUACUAGUGAGAUUGUGAAUGAUGUGAAUGAUUUUGAUGAAUUACCUGACUUUACAUCUACAGCAGAUGCACAGGAUCUCAACGAUGACCCACUGGAUUCGAAUUCAAGCUUUCUGUCCGCCGGACAUUCAACUGACAUGACCUCAGUUCACACCAGCAUACAAAUUGAAAGUUUAGAUUGCGAGAAUUCAUCGGAUAUUGAUGAUUUGGUUGAACAUUACGAUAGCGAAAGUGAAGUAGAUGUGACUAAAGAGAUUGUGACUGAUACAAGUAAUGAUAAAACCGAUAUUGUCCGAAGGAAAAAUCCAAGGCUAAUUUAUUGCCUUCAGUGCCAUAAGGAAUUCGAAACCAAAAAUGAAUUGCGUACACAUUUCCAUUCGGAACAUGGAAACGAUAAUACUAAAGGUUUUUGUAUUCAAUGCUCUACAACAUUCCCCACCCGAGGGAAGUUGAUGACGCAUUUACGUACCCAUAAACAUCCAAACUCCCGAUUCGAUUGUACAUAUUGUGAUAAAAAAUUUAGCACCGAAAGUAAAUUGACCUCUCACGAACGGACGCAUACCGGAGAAAAGCCGUACGUAUGUUCUAUAUGUGGACGAGGAUUUAGUCAGUCUUCAGUUCUGCGUACGCAUAUGAGCCUUCACACAGGCAAAACUGAAAAAUGUCCCAAAUGCGAUAAGAAAUUCAGUCGAAUAUCAUUCUUGAAGGUGCAUUUAAGGGUACAUGACGAUAUUCGGCCGUACGCUUGCCAUUUAUGCGACAAGAAAUAUCGAAUAAAAAGCCAUCUGACUUCACAUAUUUUGACGCAUUCGGAUGCCCGGAAUUUCACCUGCGAUGUGUGUGGACAAUCAUUCAAGGAGAAAUGCGUUCUACGUAGUCACAUGAAUAUUCACACGAGACCGUAUAAAUGUCCACAGUGUCCGCUGAGAGCAGCCAAGUUGUACAGUUUUCGAAUUCAUUUGGUUAAGAUGCAUAAUAUACGAGAUGACCCGAAAUUAUUUAUGACAGCAGGAAGUGACGAGAACGGGCACUAAUCAGCACUAUAUUUUUAUUAUAGAACUUGAAAUAAAUUAAGUGAAAGCCGAACAACA